AGCCCCUGGAGGAGAAGGGAGGAGCCGGCGACACCAUGUGAGCCGCUGGCCGGGGGCAGCAGGAGCCCAUCGUGAAGACAGAUGGGGUGAGAGAGAGUCCGCUCCAGCUGUCAGCGCGGCUUCAGCCCUGCCCCCGCCCGCGCCCCUCCUCCGCCGCGCGUCUCUCCCCCCUGGCCUCGGGCAAACCAUGGCGUCCAGCGAGGAGGACGGGCCCGGCAGCGGCUCGCUGGAGGAGAAGGGCAGGAAGAGGCGCUUGGGCGCGAUGGCCACAGCUUGGCUCAUCGGCUACAACAUCGCCAUGACCGCCGGGUGGCUGGUAUUGGCUAUUGCCAUGGUACGGUUUUACAUGCAGAAAGGAACAUACAAAGGUUUAUACAAAACUAUUCAAAAGACACUUAAAUUUUUCCAGACAUUUGCUGUGCUUGAGGUAGUCCACUGUGCAGUUGGAAUAGUUCACACCUCUGUGCUUGUGACUGGGGUCCAAGUGAGUUCAAGAAUCUUCAUGGUGUGGUUUAUAACACACAGUAUAAAACAGAUCCAGAAUGAGGAGAGCGUUAUUCUUUUUCUGGUCGUUUGGACUGUGACAGAGAUUACACGAUAUUCCUUCUACACAUUCAACCUGCUCAACCAUUUGCCAUACUUCAUUAAAUGGGCCAGAUACAACUUUUUUAUCAUCUUGUAUCCUGUUGGAGUUGCUGGUGAACUUCUAACUAUUCAUGCUGCAUUACCUUAUGUGAAGAAGACAGGCAUCUUUUCACUGAGACUUCCCAACAAGUAUAAUGUCUCUUUUGACUACUACUACUUCCUUAUUAUUGUCAUGGCCUCAUAUAUACCAUUGUUUCCGCAACUCUACUUUCAUAUGCUGUGGCAGAGAAGAAAGGUGCUUCAUGGAGAAGUGAUUGUAGAAAAGGAUGAUUAACCCAACUCUUGUCACCACAGUGCUGUUUACAGAAUAAUAAGAAAUGGAAACAGAACAUUUCAUGUGAUCCUUUUGAGUCCAAGUUUUAAAUUAUGGAACAAGAAUAAAUGGCUGUGCAUGAAAUAACAUGGA
Messenger RNA from Gopherus flavomarginatus (Mexican gopher tortoise), 1051 nucleotides. It is a transcript of the gene HACD1, whose product is annotated as 3-hydroxyacyl-CoA dehydratase 1. The transcript is spliced from 7 exons. Gene Ontology annotation, cellular component: endoplasmic reticulum membrane. Gene Ontology annotation, biological process: fatty acid elongation; sphingolipid biosynthetic process; very long-chain fatty acid biosynthetic process. The record is from RefSeq and is a predicted model, not a curated record. The coding region runs from base 188 to 919 and encodes 243 amino acids. Lineage: Eukaryota; Metazoa; Chordata; Testudines; Testudinidae. Gene Ontology annotation, molecular function: 3-hydroxyacyl-CoA dehydratase activity.